This is a messenger RNA of Carlito syrichta (Philippine tarsier), 1127 nucleotides long. RefSeq names its product DNA dC->dU-editing enzyme APOBEC-3C-like. Lineage: Eukaryota; Metazoa; Chordata; Mammalia; Primates; Tarsiidae. The transcript is spliced from 7 exons. Gene Ontology annotation, biological process: negative regulation of single stranded viral RNA replication via double stranded DNA intermediate; cytidine to uridine editing; DNA cytosine deamination. Gene Ontology annotation, molecular function: cytidine deaminase activity; RNA binding; zinc ion binding. Gene Ontology annotation, cellular component: P-body; cytoplasm; nucleus. Bases 1 to 1110 code for a protein of 369 amino acids. The record is from RefSeq and is a predicted model, not a curated record.
AUGAAUCCGCAGAUCAGAAUCCCGAUGGAGAGGAUGUAUUCAGAAACAUUCUACUACCACUUUGAAAGUAAACCCUAUCUCUCUUAUCGGAAAAACACCUGGCUAUGCUUCGAAGUAGAAACUGUGGGAAAGAAUCGCUCACUUGUCCUCUUGCAAAGGGGGGUCUUUCGAAACCAGACAUCCUACUAUGCAGAAAUGUGGUUCCUCUCUUGGUUCCGGGAAAACAUGCCCCGUAACAAGAACUACCGAGUCACCUGGUACAUAUCCUGGAGCCCCUGUGCCUACUGUGCAGAGCAGGUGGCCGAGUUCCUGUCAGCCCAUCCCAAAGUCAGCCUGACCAUCUACGCUGCCCGCCUCUACUACUUCUGGGUACCAGGUUACAGGCAGGGGCUUCGAAGGUUGGUUGAGGAAGGGGCCCGCGUGGAAAUCAUGAACUAUGAAGAAUUUGACUACUGUUGGAAAAACUUUGUGUGCAACAAUGGUAAGCCAAUCAGAUGGUGGGUAGGACUGGAUGAAAAUUAUGAAUUUCUGACUUCCCAGCUGGACGAGAUUCUCAGAAUCCCGAUGGAGAGGAUGCCUCAAAAGAAAUUCCGCUUCCACUUUCAAAACCUACACUUAGCCUAUGAUCGGAACACCACCUGGCUGUGCUUCAAAGUGGAAACUGUGGGCAGGAACUGCUUGCUCUUGAAAAGGGGAGUUUUUCAAAACCAGGUCACCCCCAGGAUAAACUGCCAUGCAGAGAUGUGCUUCCUCUCUUGGUUCCUGGAAAACAUGCUGCUCCAUGGCAAGCACUACCAGGUCACCUGGUUCAUAUCCUGGAGCCCCUGUGCCGAUUGUGCAAAGCAGGUGGCUGAGUUCCUGUCAGCCCAUCCCAAAGUCAGCUUGACCAUCUACGCUGCCCGCCUCUACUACCUCCAUGACUCAGAUACCCAGUGGGGGCUUCGCCAGCUGUGUGAGGAAGGGGCCCACGUGAUGAUCAUGAGCUAUGACGAAUUUGACUACUGUUGGGAAAACUUUGUGUACACCAACAAUGAGCCAUUUGAGCCUUGGGUAGGACUGCAUGAAAAUUAUGAACUUAUGGUCACCAAGCUGGAUGCGAUUCUUGGGUGAGGGAUUGCUUCUCCUCA